Racocetra persica is the source of this 2073-nucleotide messenger RNA. NCBI's taxonomy places the organism in Eukaryota, Fungi, Glomeromycota, Glomeromycetes, Diversisporales, Gigasporaceae. The record is from the annotation of a GenBank genome assembly.
GAUUCUGUGUCUUCAACAGUAUCAUCCAACGAUGGUCAACAGAACCAACAUUUUCAUCCACACCAACCGCAAUCACAUCAUACUAACCAUAAUCAUACAAAUCAGCACGCUCAUUCGAGUUAUGGAUCUCAUCAUCCUCAUGGUCGGCCACACCCACAUUAUAAACCCGGGGGAAUACCCGGAUCUGGUCAAGGUGUACCUAGUCAACAUCAAAGGCCAAGAGAUAGUAAAACCGGGUUAACUGGACCUGUUCAACCUUCUCCUACAAUAAGUCCUGCUCAGCCGACAGUUCCGCCGCAAGGCGGGAUUCCGUUAAGUGGACCACAACCUACAAUGACGAUGAACGUGAACGUGCAACAAAUGUGGCCCUAUCGUAGUCUACCGCCGCAAUAUCCAUAUACACCGGCACCAUUCUAUCCAAUGCUGCCUCAAUCUUAUGUGCCUACUGUUCAACGACCUAAUAUACCACAACAUCACAUACCGCAACAACCAACUGUUGCUCAGUUUACAGCACCAUCUGGUGGUGCGAAAAGUCGUGCCAUUCCAAUAAUUAAUCCUGCUGAUAAUACUGCAGUAGUUGUACCAACACAAACUUCAUCUACAGCCCCAAGCGUAAAGAAAGAUGAGACACCUGUCACGGCUAAUGAUGUUAAAAAACUCGACGAUGUGGAUAAAGAGAAGGAAAAACAACUUCCUGAUGAUAAGAAAGAUUCUAAAGCUAUUAAGAUUGUUAACCCUGCUGAAAAAGAUAAAAUAGAGCGGGAAAAAAAGGAAAAAGAGGAGAGAGAACAACGUGAGCGUGAAGAAAAGGAAUGCAUAGAACGAGAAGAAAAAGAGCGAAAAGAAAAAGAAAAGGAAGAAAAAGAACGAAGAGAACGAGAAGAAAAAGAACGCGAAGAGAAAGAACGUAAAGAGCAGGAAGAAAAAGAACGAAGAGAACGAGAAGAACGCGAAGAGAAAGAACGUAAAGAGCGCGAAGAAAAAGAACGUAAAGAACGCGAAGAAAAAGAACGUAAAGAACGUGAAGAAAAAGAACGCAAAGAACGUGAGGAGAAAGAACGCAAAGAACGUGAAGAGAAAGAACGCAAAGAACGUGAGGAAAAAGAACGCAAAGAACGUGAGGAAAAGGAACGCAAAGAGCGUGAGGAAAAAGAACGUAAAGAGCGUGAGGAGAGAGAGCGUAAAGAACGUGAGGAGAGAGAACGUAAAGAACGUGAAGAGAAAGAACGUAAAGAACAAGAGGAACGAGAAAGAAAAGAGCGUGAGGAAAAGGAACGUAAAGAACGAGAAGAAAUUGAAAAGAAAAAGAAAGAAGAAAAAGAGCGAGAAGAAAAAGAACGGGAAGAAAAAGAGCGAGAAGAAAAAGAACGCGAAGAAAAAGAGCGGGAGGAAAAAGAGCGAGAAGAGCAAGAACGUAUAAAACGAGAGAGAGAGGUUCGUGAAAAGGAAGAAUCCGAGGAACAAGAACACAACGAACAAGAGGAGGUUGAAAAGAUAAAAGAAGAAAUUAAGGCAGAAACUGAAGAAACUGAAAAAAAAACGGAAGCAGAAUUGGCAGAUAAAAAAGAUCCAAGAAAAGAAGAAAAAAAAUUUGGCAAAGGACACCGACCUGGACCAUUGGAUUUAUCUCGCACGACCUCUGCACCUGCUGGUCCACUUAGCAGUGCUCGCAUAAUUGAUGAUCUAAAUUCUGUACAAUAUCCACCAAAUAUAAAAUCACCUAAUCCUAAUUUGAACGCCAAUGCUGUUCCUGGAAAAUAUAAAUAUGAUCGCACUUUUUUAAUGCAAUUCAUGAAUGUUUGUAAAGAAAAACCCGAAAACUUACCCGCGCUUGACGCUAUUGGUAUGGAUGAACCCAAAGAUGACAAAAAAGGUGCACGAAGUGGCGCUUCACGUUUAGGCUCACGCACACCUUCACAACAUUCUAAAAACAGCCCCAGCCAGGCAUCGCAAUUUCAACAAAUGGGUGACUUUAAGUCUCCACCAAAAAGCAAUGAAGACCGAUUUAUGAUGCAAACUGCUACAACUUCUGUGGAAGCACUUUAUUGCCCGCGCCCUCGUCAAUGGGAGUAG